This is a messenger RNA of Condylura cristata (star-nosed mole), 1128 nucleotides long. It is a transcript of the gene RDH14, whose product is annotated as retinol dehydrogenase 14 (all-trans/9-cis/11-cis). The record is from RefSeq and is a predicted model, not a curated record. NCBI's taxonomy places the organism in Eukaryota, Metazoa, Chordata, Mammalia, Eulipotyphla, Talpidae. The annotation marks the transcript as partial. The transcript has 2 exons.
CGGGAGGCCGGGGGCCCCGGGCCCGACCCCGGUGGGGCGGGCGAGCUCAUCGUCAAGGAGUUGGACCUCGCCUCGCUGCGCUCGGUGCGCGCCUUCUGUCAGGAGAUGCUCCAGGAAGAGGAUAGACUGGACGUCUUGAUCAAUAAUGCGGGAAUCUUCCAGUGCCCGUAUAUGAAGACUGAAGAUGGAUUUGAGAUGCAGUUUGGCGUGAAUCACCUAGGGCACUUCCUGCUCACCAACCUUCUCCUCGGACUCCUCAAAAGUUCAGCUCCCAGCAGAAUUGUGGUGGUUUCUUCCAAACUUUAUAAAUAUGGAGACAUAAACUUUGAAGACUUGAACAGUGAACAAAGCUACAAUAAGAGUUUUUGCUAUAGUCGAAGCAAGCUAGCUAACAUUCUUUUUACCAAAGAACUGGCCCGCCGCUUAGAGGGCACAGAUGUUACUGCCAAUGUAUUGCACCCUGGUAUCGUGCGGACUAACCUUGGGAGGCACAUACACAUUCCACUGGUGAUCAAACCGCUUUUCAAUUUGGUGUCCUGGGCUUUUUUCAAAACUCCAGUGGAAGGUGCCCAGACUUCGGUUUACUUAGCCUCUUCACCUGAGGUAGAAGGUGUGUCAGGGAGGUACUUUGGGGAUUGUAAAGAGGAAGAACUAUUGCCCAAAGCUAUGGAUGAGGCAGUUGCAAGAAAACUCUGGGAUAUCAGUGAAGUAAUGGUUGGCAUGUUAAAAUAGGAACAAAGACUAAAAGAGCUACUCACGCAACUAUCAGUUAUAUCAGGGAUCAGAAAGGGUAGGGCUAGAGCAGUCUUUGGCAAAAAACAAUUUGGGUUUUUUUUUUGCUAAGAGGUAUAUGUGGAUAUUUUGAAGUUAACUAAAAGUUACUUUUUGGAGAAAACUAUUUCAGAAAACAUCUUGAUUGUACACAAUAUGUAUGAUGAACAAUAUAAUUGAAUAUAUCUUUAAAAAUAUAAGUGGAUAAGCAUGGCUUACAGAUACUGCAUUCAGUAAAAGUUGUUCGAGUACCUUUCAGUUUAUGCCAAUGCUGAGUACUUUCUAACUGCUGACUUUUGUGUGGACGUGGUAUAUGUGUGCAGUUCUUACUUGGAAUAAAUUGACUGAUGCCAGUUC